AUGGCGGGCAAUGGUCCGGCUGCAGCCAAGUCAGGAGUGCAACGACUAUGGAGUUUCGGCUCUGAUGAGCAGCAAGACCUACGACGGCCAUCAACCACUCAAGCUGUUGCUAUUGGCAGUGAACCAGGGACGCCACCGUCGAUGAUUCGACAUCGCCGUGCCGACCCACGAGCGGAUUUUCGUCUUAACGUGUUCACUCACUCGUUCUCAGUAACAGAGUCAACUUCGAGUCGUGGUGAGGCUCUCAAAGAGACGGACGAAGGGGCGAAACGUUCCAGCCAAAGCCGCCAUCGUCGUGUUAAGAGCCACACUGGGUUAGCAGAUCACGAUUCGGGGUCUAAUUUUCGUCAACGUACUUACACUAGAUCGCUGGAGUAUCUGGUUCAGCACUUAGCUCCUUCCACUGGCUUUGGAGGGACUUUACCCUCGCCUCGCUACUCCUCACCCACUGCAAAGUCGAAGAACGCAACGCCUCGAGUCUGGUCUCCUCGACAUGGGAAUGUCAUUCCAAGUGUUCCUUCUGUGGACUACCGGAUGAAGUACGAGUUUGCUUUGAUCUUGCACAACAAACCGACUACGCCGCGUAUUCUCGCUCGAAAUGGACUCGAUGCAGUGGGAAAACGACAAAUGGAGGUACUCAGUCGCUGUAUCAACGCAGGCUUUGAGGUCUUCGUUCUUUCAAGCACUCUGUAUUCACGCAAGUAUCUGGUGCUACUGCUACGACCAUCGCCUUCUAGAUUGCAGACUGAGAAAAGUCGAUUGGUGCUCGAACGUUGGCUACAGAUCGGAGCUGUGGGUGAAGUCCCAUCCGAAAUCGAAGAGCUUAUCGCGUCCAGCCACAUUGGAGACGUGGAAUCACCAACUAAAGAAGCAGAAUACGAAAAUGCCAAAAAGGUGGAAAUUGACGACGAGAAGUUCACUCCUGCUGAGCGGAUCCAGACUAUCGCUCGCAUCAUUACAUCCACUGCCAAUGUGGAAGAGUUGAAUCCUCCAGGGGCAAAUAUUUCGUUUGAAGAGCUCAAUCGCAAUGAAUCAAUCAUCAUGGCCUGCUUCCCGCUCCACAAUCGAUACGUGGACAGUAAGCUCUUGUCCAAAUGUGGACACUGGUGGUGGAAGUCCACCGAAAUCACAAACGAUCUACGUUACUACUAUGGAGAGCGUGUGGCCUUCUAUUUCAGCUUCUUGUUUGUCUACACCAAAUGCUUAUUGGUUCCUGCGCUCAUAGGUUGUGUGGUGUACGUAUCGUGUAGAUGGGUUGGAGCAGGUGCAUACAUGAGGUCAUUGUGCAUCUUUGGGUUUUGCACGGUGACAAUCUGGGGCACCUCGUUUCUAAAGGUUUGGGCAAGACAGAACAAUCUGCUUAAUGACGCGUGGAACUUGAGAUUAUUUAAGGAAGCUGACUACCCAAACGCAACUUUCAAGCCGCAAGGGUAUCGCGAUGUGGUAGAUUCUCACGGUGUUGUGCUAUUCCGCGAGCCUUACUACAACCCUCUGUAUCGGAUUCCAGCAUACCUGCAUACAUUUAUGGUAUUCGCGUUGUUCAUCGCUACGUAUGUCGUGGGAACUGCAUUUUUCGUUCAGUGGUACACGGCUGCAAUGAUGGCUCCGGUAUGCAGUAAAUGUCCAGAAUGUGUUGCAUUCCUAUCGUGUUUUAACACGGAGAGACCAAUCCUGUUUACUGGAAGGUGGUUUUACAUUUUCGCCCAAGGCAUUCUACUUGGAAUUUCACUGGACAUCGUCGUAUACCUGCUGAGUGUGAAGCUCAUUCGGUUCUUCGUGACUCGUGAAAAUCACGUUAUGGAUGCGCAUUUCCAGCGGACGAUGGUCAAUCGACUGUUUGCUAUUAACUGGAUCUCAUUUUUUCUAUGGUUUAUGCUGAUCUCGUUCGUGAUCAUUCCUUUCGGUGACGAGGUGGAAACAUGGUUAUCAGCGAAUUUACAAUACACCAAGCUUACGGUGGAGUGGCAAGGUGGUGUUAUUGAUAUGUCGACGGCGUUUGUCACCCCGCUUCUCAUCACUCAAGCUCUAAAUCUCUUGAUUGAUACAUCCUUACCGAUUAUUUUCCGACGGGAGAAGCUGAGAGCAUCCAAGUUGGCGAAAAAGAUCAUGAAAGCCAACCCAGCAGAGACUCUUCUUGCGCUUUCGGAGUAUCACUCCUCGUUUGAGAAUAUUCCCAGUAAUCUAUCACAGUCCCCUUCGUCGCGUUCGUUGGCUUUCAAGACCAAAAUCGAGCUACAAAUGAUGACACCAAUUCGAAUUCCGUACCUUGAAGACGCACUGGGAGUAUCAAUACCAACAUUGGAAGGCUUCGAAAACGAGAAGUACUUUAUGACAGCUGAUGAUGUGCUUGAAGAAAGCCAACUGCCGCUGUACAACGCAUUUCCUGAUUACCUACGGAUGUCCAUCCAAUACGGAUAUGUCGUGAUGUUUUCAGUUGUGUGGCCGUUCUGCGCAAUGGCAGCAUUCGCAAACAAUGUCAUUCACAUCCAGAACGCUUUCUACAAGCUCGUUUUGCUGCGUCGACGACCAGUUCCGCGGAAGGCGAAUAGCAUCGGACAGUGGGAAAAGAUGCUCUUUAUCACGUUGUUUUUGGCCAUCUUUGUGGUCGUGGGGCUAAUUUGCUUGAGUACUGGCGAGCUUGAGUAUUUUAUCUCAGAAUGUAUAGCUCUAGAGCGAUUCAACGGAAGCGACUUCAGCAUGGGCCCAGAUUUUUCUUGCCUCAGCAUUUCGUCGCGCUUUAUUGUCGCGUUGAUACUGGAGCACGCUGCCUUCCUGGUUGUUUACAUGCUCACGGAUUACAUCUCCGAUACACCUGCCAGUGUGCGGACAUCAUUUGAGCGGAAGAAAGAGCUUAUCCGACGAGCUAUCUGCGGACAAGGACAUCCAACGACACCAAAAGCCGACGGCAAGGGAGUCCCAAUACACCAUGGAAUCAAGUCAUUUGAAACUGCGUAA
Molecule: messenger RNA, 2955 nt
Organism: Phytophthora nicotianae INRA-310
Lineage: Eukaryota; Oomycota; Peronosporomycetes; Peronosporales; Peronosporaceae
Exons: 6
Coding region: 1-2955 (984 amino acids)
Biological process (GO): chloride transmembrane transport
Molecular function (GO): chloride channel activity
Source: RefSeq, a predicted model, not a curated record